Messenger RNA from Pestalotiopsis fici W106-1, 1104 nucleotides. RefSeq lists its product as uncharacterized. The transcript has 3 exons. NCBI's taxonomy places the organism in Eukaryota, Fungi, Ascomycota, Sordariomycetes, Amphisphaeriales, Sporocadaceae. The record is from RefSeq and is a predicted model, not a curated record. The coding region runs from base 1 to 1104 and encodes 367 amino acids.
AUGGGUCGAAAAGAACAAGCACGUUCAAACCAGACGAUUCAAGAAUAUUUCGACUUGAUGGCCCACAGAUAUCUCGAACUCUUGCAGAAUAUGCGCGUCAUGAGAUCUUUCAUUGACACUCUGAAAAGUGACUCGAAAGUGAUCGAAGCCGCGUACAAUGAUGUAAAACGACUUCCUGAAAACGAAAGACCAGUGGCAUAUCACCUAGAGCCCCGUACUUCACUGCUGGACAGCAUCCAGAAGCCAAAAGUGCGACCUUCUCAGGCUCGAAAGGAUCUUUUGCGUCAACUAGACUACGAUCGAGAGAUUACCCGACAUGAUGUUGCAUCAAAUUAUCAAAUUGGUCCGACUUUGUCUAAAGAUGAACAAGAAAGGUGCCUCCAUGCCAUCAAAUCAUUCACCUUCACUCAAUGGAUGCAAUCAGAGAGGUCUUCAGUACUUGUCAUAAACGGGAAUGGAACCGGGAGCGGCAGUCGAAGAUCAGGACUGAGCUUUCUCUGCGCUCGACUGAUAUAUAGCCUGGACCAGAUCAGGUUUGGUGGCAAGCCCACCUCGGGCAAUAUCACCAGGCCAGAGAUCGUGCCAAUUCACUUUUUCUGCGGCGAACACUUGCAUAACGAUACUUCCGAGUCCUGGGAAUCCCCUAGUGGAGUUGCGAACAGUCUACUGGUACAACUUGUGUCUCAGUGUCAAGACGUGGAUGUCUCUCGAUUGCCAUCUUCUCGGUAUCUCGACGUCAACGAUGCCAACGUCAAGGAUGGCUUAGGCCUCCUUCGACUGCUAAUGAAACAGCUCCCAUCGCACUUCAUAGUCUUCUGUAUUGUUGAUGCCCUUUCCUUUUACGCCAAUAACGACCAAGCGUCAAAAGCUGCGCAGCGAUUAGUAGCAGGUCUGAUCAGCAUAGCCCAAGCAAGCAAGACUGGGAGGAAGAGCCGGGCAAUUUUCAAGUUGUUGCUUACGGCACCGUCUAGACUUCGUACAACAGAGGUCGGUGAACUGAGUCAAGAACAAAUUCUUAAUAUUCCCAAAACUUUGCCAGGCAAGGGAGGUCUUACAACCAUGAAGUGGGACAGAAUGCUUCAGCAACAUUUGAAGAAAGUUUGA